GCCUCCCCAGUGUCAGUUAAAAACCGCCGCCGGACGCCAUCUCUUUCUUUCGCUUUCUUCACCAUCAUUCGUCUGCAAUUCCGCUGCUACCCGACCCGUUCUUCUUCCUUUCCAGGUCAGUUCCUUUUCUCGCCGCCAUGAUUGUUUCAGAUUCCGAUUCGGCUACCCCAUCGUCCAAUUCUCGCCAAGCCGAUCAAUCGGCCUCUGGCCGUAACCCCGACCACACUCAAUCACCCCAGCCGUCACCGUCGGCCGUGUCUGGCCAUAAACGGCGUCGAUUGAGGAAGCAAUUCCCCUCCUCAACCCCGGUAGAUGAGGGCUCGAGGGUUGGAUUGGACGAAAACAUCAUGGCGCUGUGCCAUUGCCAGAUUACUGACCGGGGGUUCGCCGAUGCUACUGACAUGGUCGGACCUUCCAUUGAAGUCAUGAGACCUACCAGCACCCAAACCGCCCUGGACGCCCCUUCAGGGUUCUUCACGGUCCAUCUGGCGUCUUUGAAGAAGGGGCUGCGCUUCCCACUCCACCCGCUUUUGAUUGAAUUCCUCAACGUGGUGGACCUUCUUCCGUGUCAGUUGGUCCCCAACUCUCACCGGUACAUCGCCGGUUAUUUGGUCUGGUGCAAGGUUGUAGGGGUGAAACCAACUUUGGACCAUUUCCUAUUUACUUUCAAGCUGACCAAGGGUCAUAAGGAUUGGGCGUCCUAUGCCAGCCUUUCCCAGAGGUCCAGUAAGCUCUUUGCUAGUGACAUGAAGGGGUCAACCAAAGACUGGAAACCCUUCUUCGUUUUCGUCUCGACGGGGCCCGAAUCUCCUUUCACGGGUUCAGGGCGCCUUUCCUUCCGCCGCAUCCCAUGCCCCCCCGAUGCCACCCUUUUGUCCAUCACUCGCCAACUCUGCAAUAAGGGAGUUAUGAACAUCAAAGAGGUGGUGACAGAGGAAACCCUUGCCGGGUUGGGGUUUGAGUUUGUUCAGGAUGAGCUUCGUCACCAACCCGACCUACUGAGGGACAUUCCCGGGGGGCAUCAGCCUGACCAGCUGAAGGACAUUCUUGAGGAAGGUCUUGACUGUGGUCCUUUUGUGGAGGACCAAGAUGAUGCUACCCUGGAAACGGGUACAAUGACGGGCCAUUCCCCUCCUCACUCUGUGAGGCCGGGUGGCGACCUCGCUGGGUCGUCACAAGGUGUUGCCUCGGAGCGACCUCCUUUGCGUCCCGCGGUGACCUACGAGGUGGCGAUCGGGGGUCGCUCGACGAGGCUUUGCAUUCCUCCUCUGCCCCAAAGCUUAGGAGACGUGCAACUGGAGACCCUGAUCACCCUGCCCGCGGAGGACCAAGCCCGCAUCUCGGCCGGUUCUGAGGACGACCUUGAUAACAUGGUCCUCUUGAGGCUAAGCCAGGCCACGCUGGGGAUGAUCGAGGUGGUUGGUAGGAGACGGGGUCACCAAGCUGCCUUGGGCGAGGCGUUGAAGACAUCGGACGCCAGGCAGAAGGAAUUGCAGGAGGAGGAGAACCGCUGCGUCGCCCUCGAGGCAGACAAGGCCUCCUUGUCCUUGGAGGUAGAAUCUGUUUCUGCUCGCGUGGUCGAGCUGGAAGGGGAGAAGUCUGAUCUGAUCCAGCAGUUGGAAGUGGAGAGGAGCGACCGGGUCCGCCAUGCAGAAGAAGCGGUAGAAUCCUUCAAGUCUUCUCCUGACUUCACGAUGGUCGCGAUGGAGCGGAUGGAAGAGCUAACAGCCGCUUGGCUCAAAACUGAACCUGGGGCUCAAUGGAUGGUCAAGGAGGGGACCAAGUCCUUCAAUUGUGGACUCUUCCGCGCUCAACAGGUCUUCCGCGACAGACUGGCUCAGCUCCCCAAAGGAUUCUCUCUCCCCGACCUCGGCUUUCCCCCUCCUUGCCGUUCCUUGGCCGAGUUCGACCCCAGCCCUUACUUGGACGGAAGGAGCUCAAGCGCGUCUGAAGAAGAGGAAGAAGAAGAAGAGGAAGGUGGACUGAGCGACCAGAAUCCAGGGGCCAGCUUAGCCACGUCCAAAGCGGGUGGACAUUCCGGCUCGACCGUCUGAACUCCCCUGUUGUUCCCCCACAGCUUUAUAAACACUUGCCUCUUUUUUUUCGGAAUGAUUUGUCGUUUUGAUACAAUGCUCCUAUGUUGUCUGAUUUUCUGGAUUCACCAUGUGCUUUCUUUUUUCGGCGUUUCACUUCAGCACUCUCUUUUUUAAUUUAGCUGGUUAACAUGGACGUUUUC
Molecule: messenger RNA, 2236 nt
Organism: Cuscuta campestris
Lineage: Eukaryota; Viridiplantae; Streptophyta; Magnoliopsida; Solanales; Convolvulaceae
Source: the annotation of a GenBank genome assembly